This is a messenger RNA of Boeremia exigua, 1890 nucleotides long. RefSeq names its product aspartic peptidase domain-containing protein. The coding region runs from base 149 to 1867 and encodes 572 amino acids. Gene Ontology annotation, molecular function: aspartic-type endopeptidase activity. The record is from RefSeq and is a predicted model, not a curated record. NCBI's taxonomy places the organism in Eukaryota, Fungi, Ascomycota, Dothideomycetes, Pleosporales, Didymellaceae. Gene Ontology annotation, biological process: proteolysis. The transcript has 3 exons.
GGCUUAGCCAUCGGAGCCCGACCCAAACCUGAAGCCCUGAAUUGCGCUGCCAAGUCGCUGACCCGAAGAGACACCAGUGUUGUGCGAACUCUACUACACAUACACGAAACCACCGAACUGAACGUUCUUCGAAGGUACUCAGGUUGCGAUGGCCUGUCCGAAUGGCUCUGUGCCAUUGGUUCUGCCGUGGACGAACAACUCCGUUUCCGCAGCUGGAACAGUUCUAUCCAGGGGAAUCUCUUUUUCAGUUGGCACUCCUCCACAAUCAUUCUCUUUAACGCCUUCGACGUCUUCGAACAAUUUGUUUUUGAAUAGCGCAGCGGAAUGCGUGGCGGCCACGAACAGCAGCUGCAUUGGUCAGCUUGGUGGUAUAUAUGACAGUGCUACCUCGACCUCAUUUGCAGAGGUUGAUUAUUCAACUUGGGGAGGCAGUAGGGACACUGUCGAUCUAGCAUUGGCGAGCUCAUACGUGUUCUUCGACGAUGCGAUGAGCUUUGGCCUGAAACCGACAGCCAACAAGUUUGCACCCUUCCCGAUCUAUACCAAUGGCUCUUCAGAUACCAGCGCAGACCCGUUCAUGGCGGGCGAGCCAAACUCAAAAGCAACUCUGCCAUUAGGGUUGAACUCGACUUUUUUGAACCACCUCGUCGACUCUGGCCAAGCAUCGUCUAGGACUUUUGGACUCUGGGUUGGAUCCGAAUCUGAGGAUACGCCACAGGACGGCCUGCUCGUCAUAGGGGGUUACGACGAAAGCAGGCUCAAGAGCGCAGCAACUACCUUUCCUAUGUUCUCUAACUGUUUGACAUGCGCCAUCCUCACAGCUAUAACGUAUGAUGUUGGUGGCAAGAGUACCAGCCUUUUCUCAGACGCUACAGAUACUCUCAUCGUAAAUCUCGACCCAUUCUCCUCAGAUCUCAAACUUCCAUCACAGAUGCUACAGAACCUCGCGGCCGCAGAAACGACUGCUGUGUGGAACGGAACAUCACGCCGAUUCGAACUUCCUGCCGCGACAGCUCCUGUGGGUACUGUCACUAUUACCAUCUCUGAUACGGGCGUGCCGCUCAAAGACGCAUCGAAGCCUUCAGUUGCCACGUACAAGACAGUCAUUCCAGCAAGUGAGCUUUACAGUCGGCCACGGGCGUACAACGCUGCAGGCGUGCUAGAAGUGGACAACGCCACUGUAUACAACAUGGCCGUUACGAACCAAACAGGUGCAAUCACACUAGGAACCUUGGGCCUACCCUUUUUCACUCAAAACUACCUUGUGGUCGACCCCGAUGCGCGGAACUUCCAAUUGGCACCCGCAGUCGUCGCACCCGCCGACCCCAAAGGCGCCGACGCAAAAGUCAAGCAGGUGUGUCGCAUCCUUCCCAACACGAAGCCCAAAUCCCAGGUCGCCCUGCUAGCCGGAGCGAUCGUCGGUGCCAUAAUUGGCACGCUUCUCCUCGUCGGCCUGGUCUGGUACAUACGUCGACGCAAGCAGAAUACCAAUGCGCGGCACUCCUGCGGCGGCAGCGAAGCAGCAAUCACAGCAUCAGUCAACCCACUCUGCGAGCGCGCCCCCACCCGAACGUCCUCGGAGAACAAGAGUCUGGAGCUGCCGCUCCAGGUUCCACAGCCUGUCGCCAUGUCGUUGCGCGAUAGCACUAUACUUCGCUCUUCAGUUCCUAAUCGCGCAAUGAGCAAUCGCAGCGGAAGAAGCGAUAAUAAUAAUGGUAAUCCGAGGAGAGGCCUGGUGCAUGACGUUUUUCGGAAGGUAGAUGAGGAGAAUGAUGGGAGGUUGUUGGAUGAGAGACCGAUGGGACUUAGUGAGACUAUUCACUCGACUAAAACAUUGCCUCGAUUGGCUGCGGAACAUGAGGUCUGAGUAUAUGUUUUCAAAGUCAUGCA